This is a messenger RNA of Balaenoptera musculus (blue whale), 3173 nucleotides long. It is a transcript of the gene RASA2, whose product is annotated as RAS p21 protein activator 2. Gene Ontology annotation, biological process: intracellular signal transduction; regulation of GTPase activity; negative regulation of Ras protein signal transduction. Lineage: Eukaryota; Metazoa; Chordata; Mammalia; Artiodactyla; Balaenopteridae. Bases 25 to 2619 code for a protein of 864 amino acids. Gene Ontology annotation, molecular function: phospholipid binding; GTPase activator activity. The transcript is spliced from 25 exons. The record is from RefSeq and is a predicted model, not a curated record.
CUGCGGCACAGGCCGGGCGGCACCAUGGCGGCGGCGGCGGCGGCGCCUGCUGCUGCGGCUUCUUCCGAUGCGGCGACUGCGACGGCAGAGCCGGAGGCCGGGGACGAGGACAGUCGCGACGUCCGAGUGCUGCAGAGCCUGCGGGGCAAGAUCUGUGAAGCGAAAAAUUUAUUGCCAUAUCUUGGACCCAACAAAAUGAGAGAUUGUUUCUGCACCAUAAAUUUGGACCAGGAAGAAGUUUAUCGUACCCAAGUUGUUGAAAAAUCUUUAAGCCCGUUUUUCAGUGAAGAAUUUUACUUUGAGAUUCCAAGAACUUUCCAGUAUUUGUCUUUCUAUGUUUAUGAUAAGAAUGUUUUACAAAGAGACCUUCGUAUAGGAAAAGUAGCCAUCAAAAAAGAAGACUUGUGUAACCACAGUGGCAGAGAAACUUGGUUUUCACUCCAGCCUAUUGAUUCCAAUUCAGAGGUUCAGGGUAAAGUUCACCUUGAAUUAAAAUUGAAUGAACUGAUAACAGAAAAUGGAACUGUGUGCCAGCAGCUUGUUGUACAAAUGAUGCAGGAGCUGUUACUGAGAGUCAGAAUAAAAGCUGCAGAACUUGUCAAGGCAUGCCAUGGGUUGCCUCUCAUAAAUGGACAAAGCUGUGACCCUUAUGCAACAGUUUCUCUUGUGGGCCCUUCUAGGAAUGACCAAAAGAAGACAAAAGUAAAGAAGAAAACAAGCAAUCCGCAGUUUAAUGAAAUCUUUUACUUUGAGGUAACCAGAUCCAGUAGUUACACCAGAAAGUCCCAGUUUCAAGUAGAAGAGGAGGACAUUGAAAAGCUGGAAAUUAGGAUCGACUUGUGGAACAAUGGAAACCUGGUCCAAGAUGUUUUCCUCGGUGAGAUUAAGGUUCCUGUGAACGUGUUAAGAAAUGAUGCUUCUCAUCAAGCCUGGUACUUGCUACAACCAAGAGACAACGGAAACAAGUCAUCUAAAACUGAUGACCUGGGAUCCCUUCGAUUAAAUAUAUGUUAUACAGAAGACUGUGUGCUUCCUUCAGAGUACUAUGGUCCUUUGAAAACCUUGCUGCUAAAAUCACCAGAUGUUCAGCCGAUAUCUGCCUCAGCUGCUUACAUUUUGGGUGAAAUAUGUCGAGAUAAAAAUGAUGCUGUUUUGCCCCUUGUACGACUGCUGCUCCACCAUGAUAAACUUGUUCCUUUUGCCACUGCAGUAGCUGAAUUAGACUUGAAGGAUACACAAGAUGCAAACACAAUUUUUAGAGGAAAUUCCUUGGCUACCCGAUGUCUGGAUGAGAUGAUGAAAAUAGUGGGAAGGCACUACCUGAAAGUAACAUUAAAACCUAUUCUAGAUGAGAUAUGUGAAUCCUCAAAAUCCUGUGAAAUUGAUCCUAUUAAAUUGAAAGAGGGAGAUAAUGUAGAAAAUAAUAAGGAGAAUCUGCGCUACUAUGUAGACAAGUUAUUCAGUACAAUUGUAAAGUCAAGUAUGAGUUGCCCCACUGUAAUGUGUGAUAUCUUUUAUUCUCUAAGGCAAAUGGCCACUCAAAGAUUUCCUAAUGACCCUCAUGUUCAGUAUUCUGCAGUGAGCAGCUUUGUGUUUCUUCGUUUCUUUGCUGUAGCGGUAGUAUCACCUCAUACUUUUCAUUUGCGACCUCAUCAUCCAGAUCCACAGACAAUUAGAACAUUAACUCUCAUCUCAAAAACCAUUCAAACUUUGGGAAGCUGGGGGAGUCUGUCCAAAAGCAAGUCAAGUUUCAAAGAAACAUUCAUGUGUGAAUUUUUCAAAAUGUUUCAAGAAGAAGGAUAUAUUAUGGCAGUUAAAAAGUUCUUGGAUGAAAUUUCAUCUACUGAAACUAAAGUGUCCAGUGGUACCAGUGAGCCUGUGCACCUGAAAGAAGGUGAGAUGUAUAAAAGAGCUCAGGGAAGAACUCGGAUUGGAAAAAAGAAUUUCAAGAAACGGUGGUUCUGCUUAACAAGCAGGGAGCUCACCUACCACAGGCAGCCAGGCAAAGAUGCAAUUUACACGAUUCCAGUGAAAAACAUUCUUGCUGUGGAAAAACUGGAAGAGAGCUCUUUCAACAAGAAAAAUAUGUUCCAAGUGAUACACACAGAGAAACCACUCUAUGUCCAGGCAAAUAAUUGUGUGGAAGCUAAUGAAUGGAUAGAUGUACUCUGCAGGGUGAGCCGAUGCAAUCAGAACAGGCUCAGUUCUUACCAUCCCUCUGCAUAUCUAAACGGAAACUGGCUCUGCUGUCUGGAGACCAGUGAAAACGCUCUCGGCUGCAGGCCAUGUACUGCAGGUGUCCCUGCAGACAUCCAAAUAGAUAUUGAUGAAGACAGAGAAACAGAAAGAAUUUAUUCCCUUUUUACCCUCAGUUUACUUAAGCUGCAGAAAAUGGAAGAGGCUUGUGGAACUAUAGCAGUCUAUCAAGGACCACAGAAAGAGCCUGAUGACUAUUCUAACUUUGUAAUCGAGGAUUCUGUAACAACCUUUAAGACAAUUCAACAAAUAAAAAGCGUCGUAGAGAAGCUAGAUGAACCUCAUGAAAAGUAUAGGAAGAAAAGAUCAAGUAGUGCAAAAUAUGGGAGCAAGGAAAAUCCAAUUAUUGGGAAAACAUUUUAAGAGUUUGACCAAUUGACUCAGAAGAACUGGAAAAUAUUAUUUUUGUUGGAGUUUUUCAAUUCAUCAUAUAUUUUGUUCAUAGUAUUUAAGAAUGAACAUUGGCUUCACUGUCAGUCACCUGCAUUCACCUUGUAUUUAAUAUUUAAUAAUUGAAAUUAACUGUUUGGGAAUCCUGGUAUUGAUGUGUUCCUAGAGAAUUUAAAACCCAAGAUUCCCUUCAUAUCUUACAUGUCGAAAGCCAUGUUUCUGCAACUUCUUUUUAAUAGAAAGAAUCUUCCUAAAGAAGCUUUGUAACAAAAGGAGAACUCCUCCAUAGCAAGAAACCAUUUCUUCUUGUAACACUCUGUGUUCUGUGGACUUUUCACUACCAUUAGUGCCUGCUCUAUACUGCCAACAUUGUGUUUUACUGGAAUAUUUCAAUCCAUGACUAUUCAGAGCUUUCCAUUUAGUUCAUCUAGACCCUCCCUCUUCAAAAAAAAAAAAAAAAACCUCCUUUGGUCCAUUGGUCAUUACAGAUUACAUUAGGAACAGCGACAGAAAUGUUAGAAACCUGC